Molecule: messenger RNA, 851 nt
Organism: Lolium rigidum
Lineage: Eukaryota; Viridiplantae; Streptophyta; Magnoliopsida; Poales; Poaceae
Exons: 2
Coding region: 27-851 (274 amino acids)
Source: RefSeq, a predicted model, not a curated record
AGGACCUGGAUUGCACAUUCAUCGGCAUGAAGCCAACUCUUCAGGUCUUCUCCAUUAAGAUCGAGGAAGUGACAGAGGGCUUGGACUGGCCGCUUGAUGUCUAUGGCGUGGUCGCGGUGCGUGAUGUGGUGGAUCACAAGCGUAAUGUCAUCUUUUACCGCGAAAGGGACAAUUGCCAAACUGUUCACUCUGAGGAUCCGUUUCUGUCGCUUACAGGUCCUACCCGGGCUGUUGUAGUGACAGUACAUCCCACCUAUUUCGAGGUGGAUUUGAAGGUGAAAGGUACUGUGGAGUCAGAUGAUAAAGAUCUUAGUUUGUUAGCGCUGUGUUAUACAUGUAAUGGCCCAUGUACAUCAUGUGACAUUACUCGUGUUGCGACUAGCAAACUUAGCACCUUGAAAUUUAACUUCGGCCAUAUUCUCAAUUCUGUGGAGGCAACAAUUACCGUUGAUAUUCUGGCGGGACAGUGGCCAAAGGAAUAUACAAAGGGCUUGUUCACUGCCAGCACUGGAAGUCUUAGAAGGAAGGAGCUGACUCUAGUAUCUUUUGAAGAUGGUAAUCUACCUAUUGAAGAUGGUGAACUGAAGCUUGCACGACGAGUAGUUUCUGUUGAGCUUGUUGCACCUGAGGAAGGCAAGUUUAAACCAAAGCUGCUAGUUUCUAUGAAAGCACUCAAUGUCAAUGAGAAUGGCAAGGUGGAACGCCUUCUGAGCUUCAAGCCCAAGAGUCGAGGUAGUAACAGUAGAAUCAUCAAGUUUGACCAGUGUGAGAUGAAAGUCAUUGUGGCUUGGUCUCGUCUCUCCACCUUUAGGGGUAUCUACGAGAAUGCUAUGUCAGCUCAAUCUGUCUAA